GGUUACAAGCAUUUAUUUAUAUCUCUUACAACAUCCAAAACUUUGUUUAUACUUUCUCUCUCACAUCUAAAGAUAUAUCUUGUUUCUGAAUUUCCAACAUCUAAAAUGGAACAAGGAAAUGACCAUAGAUUAUAUGUGUCUAUAGAGGAUUUAGGUUUCAAUGGUGAAAAUUGUAACAAUAGAGGAAAAUUGAGAAAGAUUAACCACUAUGAUGAUGAUACACAUGUGUACACAUCAAAGAACCUUGAGACAGAAAGAAAAAGGAGGGAGAAACUCAGUAGCAGACUUUUGAUGCUUCGUUCUUUAGUACCAAACAUCACAAAUAUGAACAAAGCAAGCAUUAUUGAAGAUGCUAUCACUUACAUGCAAAAAUUGCAAAAUGAAGUUAAGAGUCUCACGGAAGAGCUUCAUGAUAUGGGAGGAACAAAAGAGAAAAAAUCUGAGCCAAAAAGAAGUGGUUCUGCUGCUGAAGCAGAGAUGAAAAAUUGGGGCAUACAGGAAGAGAUUGAGGUGGCAAAGGUUGAUAAGAAUAAGAUAUGGGUUAAGAUGAUACUUGUGAACAAGAGGGGAAGGUUAUUGAAAUUAAUUGAAGAUUUGAAUGAUUCACGCAUUGAAAUGAUUGACAUUAGUGUUACAACUAUAGAAGGAGCAUAUCUUGUUACAGCAACAUUACAGGGCUUAGAUGGUGAACCACUUGAAGAAUAUCACAUUCCAACUCUUAUCAAGUUAGAUUAGAGCAAUUGAAAAAGUUAUUUUGCAUUAAUCUAUUAAAUUGAAAUGAACAUUAGAUUAUUGUAUUGCUCAAUUAACUUGUACUGACUCUAUUAAGUUGUUUCUAAUCAUGCUUUUUUUACAAGUUA
Lathyrus oleraceus (garden pea) is the source of this 860-nucleotide messenger RNA. RefSeq names its product transcription factor DYT1. Gene Ontology annotation, cellular component: nucleus. Lineage: Eukaryota; Viridiplantae; Streptophyta; Magnoliopsida; Fabales; Fabaceae. The transcript is spliced from 4 exons. Gene Ontology annotation, molecular function: protein dimerization activity; sequence-specific DNA binding; DNA-binding transcription factor activity. Gene Ontology annotation, biological process: regulation of DNA-templated transcription. The record is from RefSeq and is a predicted model, not a curated record. Bases 106 to 735 code for a protein of 209 amino acids.